This is a messenger RNA of Osmerus eperlanus (European smelt), 1601 nucleotides long. RefSeq lists its product as uncharacterized. Bases 231 to 1190 code for a protein of 319 amino acids. The transcript is spliced from 7 exons. Gene Ontology annotation, molecular function: hydrolase activity, hydrolyzing N-glycosyl compounds. Lineage: Eukaryota; Metazoa; Chordata; Actinopteri; Osmeriformes; Osmeridae. The record is from RefSeq and is a predicted model, not a curated record.
CCGGAGUAACACAUUUUAAAUGGCCGCGACCUUAAAAGUAUGCACACGAUGUAUUGGAGAUCAUGCAUCCAAGUAUUUUUUUAAACUACCUACACGGAGGUGAGCAAUAAAUAAGGUUCACCCUAGCAUGUGACAGCCAUUUAUCCCGGACCCGGUUCACCAGCAGACAGACACACUAUUCUCCACACUCCCACAGUCCGGUCUUGUUAUUCUCAAUCACAGGGUCCAACAUGUCUCAGAAGAAGCUCCUGGUGGAUGUGGACAGUGGUGUGGAUGACGCCCAGGCCAUCAUGCUGGCGCUGGCCCAGCCCCACGUCCAGCUGCUUGGCAUCACCUGUGUCCACGGCAACACCAGCGUGGAGAAUGUGUGUCGGAACACGCUGAGGGUUCUCCAGGCUUGCGACAGACUAGAGAUCCCGGUGUUCCGAGGAGCGGCCAGGUCCAUCCUGGGGAUCCACGUCCACGGGGGAGACUUCCACGGCAAGGACGGGCUGGGAGACGUCCCGGACCCCGACGCCCCAGGUCUGGAGAUGGUCCAGAAGGAGGGGGCGGUGUCCGCUAUGAUACGCAUCAUCAACGAGAACCCCGGAGAGAUCUCUCUGGUUGCCACGGCGCCCCUCACUAACCUAGCCAUGGCGGUGAGACUGGACCCUUCCAUUCCCAGCAAGCUGAAAGGCCUCUACAUCAUGGGAGGCAACACCGACUCCAGAGGAAACACAACGGUGUGCGGAGAGUUCAACUUUGCGGCCGACCCGGAAGCAGCUUACAUCGUUCUCAAUGACUUCCUGUGUCCAACCUACCUGGCUUGCUGGGAGUUCACCUGCUACAGCAAGCUGCCAUGGGAGUUUUGUGACGCCUGGCUGGCCCAGGACACGAAGAAGGCCCGCUUCAUGGCUCGGAUCUUCCGCCAUAGCAUGGACCAGUCGCUCAGCGAGCGAUCCCAGAAGGAGAUGGUGGACGGCUUGGGCUUCGUGUCGUGUGACUCCUACGCGAUGGCGGCGGCUGUAGACGAUGCCUUCGUGACGGCGUGCGACCAGGUGGUGGUGAGCGUGGAGCUGGCGGGGACUCACACGCGGGGUAUGAUGGUCCUGGACACUCUGGGUCUGCUGGAGAAGACCCACAAGGCCUUCAUCAUGAAGAAAGUGGACCUGGAGAAGUUCAAGAAGAUGAUGAUGGAUGCUCUGAAGUAAAGGCUGUGGGGGUACUUCACCUCCCUUCCCUCAACCCUGUACCCAUUUCUCUCCCUUCUUUCUUCGCCCCCUCAAAUAUUAACUGGAGAUAAUCAAUGACUUUUGGGACCAUGCUCAUUCAGAAUGAUAUUUUAGCUCUUUAAAAACCUUUUUAGAAAACUGUAUUUUGGCAGCCUGUCUUCAGAUUUGUAUACAAAAUUUGAUGUAAAAAGAGAAGUUGAGCAAAGUCCAAUUAGGGAUAGUUUCAUAUUUUAUACAAAGAUUUGUACUUUUUUGUACAAGACUUUCAUAGAUGUCAGGUUCUAAAUCCUACUGCCCUGCUAGAAGGCAGAAGGUUCCUAAAGCGCUGGUCUUACUAGGCAAGCAUGUGCAUCACUGAUGUUGAAUGUACAUGGCUAUAAUGCCCUAUUU